Messenger RNA from Penicillium brevicompactum, 1779 nucleotides. RefSeq lists its product as uncharacterized. Gene Ontology annotation, biological process: transmembrane transport. The coding region runs from base 1 to 1779 and encodes 592 amino acids. The transcript has 5 exons. Gene Ontology annotation, molecular function: transmembrane transporter activity. The record is from RefSeq and is a predicted model, not a curated record. NCBI's taxonomy places the organism in Eukaryota, Fungi, Ascomycota, Eurotiomycetes, Eurotiales, Aspergillaceae.
AUGGGACUCGCCCAAUUCAACCCGUUCAAAAGGGACCGCCAGAAUUUCCCUGGCGUUGUUAUCCCGCUCGCCGAUGCACCAGCACACCCCUCGCAACCCACGGAAAAAGAUGAUAAAGACUCUAGCAAGAGCUUGGACCGCGCUCCUUCUUCCGAGAAUGGUGUCGCAGGCUCACACACUAGCACUAACCACUUGACCCUGGAAGGUCUUCGUGCCGAAAUCGAAUCUGAUCUCGCUACAGCUUCUCAUGAUUCUGCUUAUGACCGUAUGUAUACAGCUCUGCCCUUCAACGCUGAGAUGCAUGCCAAAUGCAUGUUCAUCAUAUUUCUGCGCAAGGCGAAGGUGAUUAACAGAGCCUUGCAGGAUAUCGGCAUGGGCCGGUAUCAAUGGCAAUUGUUCUUCCUCUGUGGAUUUGGCUGGACCGCGGACAACCUCUGGCUCCAGGGAGUUGCUCUGACUCUGACACCGAUCUCAUACGAGUUCGGAAUUUCUGAGACUGGGGUGCGUUUCACGACUUGUGCUUUGUUCCUGGGACUUUGUCUCGGUGCCUCUUUCUGGGGUGUUGCCUCUGAUAUUGUCGGCCGUCGCCUCGCUUUCAACACUACCCUUUUCCUGGCCGGUGCUUUUGGACUGGCUUCUGGCGGUGGUCCCUCAUGGAUCGGCACAUGUGCUCUGUUUUCUUGCUUGGGUCUUGGCGUGGGAGGGAACUUGCCCGUCGAUGGUGCUCUCUUCCUGGAGUUCCUGCCCUUCAUAUCCGGCAACAUGUUGACCAUGCUGAGUGUGUGGUGGCCCAUUGGUCAACUGAUUGGCAGUCUUCUUGCCUGGGCCUACAUCCCGAACUACAGCUGCACUGGCUACGAGGGCUGCACCAAGGAGAAGAACAUGGGAUGGCGCUACCUGGUCCUUACCCUGGGUGCUAUCACCUCUGUGAUGUUCAUCAUGCGUUUCUUCUUCUUCCACCUGUACGAAUCACCCAAGUUCCUGCUUUCCCGCGGUCGUCAAGACGAGGCCGUCGCAUCUGUUCACGGAAUCGCCUACAAGAACGGUGCCAAGACAUGGUUGACCACCGAGAUUCUCAAUGAGAUCGGUGGCCACCCCGAGAGACAGGAAGAGAAGACAGAGCUCACCAUUUCCCAAAUUAUCGGUCGCUUCUUCUCCAAGUUUUCAAUGGAGCGCAUUGGUCCCUUGUUUGCCAACAAGCGCAUGGGUAUCAACACGGCUCUCCUUUGGUUCUGCUGGACCACCAUUGGAAUGGGAUAUCCCCUCUUCAACGCUUUCCUACCCCAGUAUCUCUCCCAGUCUGGCGGCGAGGCAAACUCCAGCUACACCACAUACCGCAACUACGCCAUCACAUCCAUUGUCGGUGUCCCUGGAUCCAUUCUGGCCUGCUACACUGUUGAGAUCAAAUACGUCGGCCGCAAGGGUACAAUGGCCAUCGCCACAUUGAUCACAGGUGUGCUACUGUUCUGCUUCACUGCAUCUACUAGCUCCAAUAUCCAGCUGCUGUGCACUUGUCUCGAGGCUUUCUUCCAGAACAUCAUGUACGGUGUCCUGUAUGCCUACACACCAGAGACCUUCCCUGCCCCGAACCGCGGAACCGGUACUGGUAUUUCAAGCUGCUUGAACCGCAUUUCCGGUCUAUGUGCACCUUUAGUCGCCAUCUAUGCCGGAAGUGCCAAUCCAAACUCUCCUAUCUAUGCAUCAGGUGCUUUGAUUCUGGCAUCUUUCGUUGCCAUGUGUUUCCUGCCAAUUGAAACUCGGGGCAAGCAAACGUUAUGA